GUCGUGGACAGACUGAAAGACUUCUGGCCAGGUCUGAAGGGUCUGGUUCACGCCCAGGUGACAUCAGAUGUAGUGAUGCAGUAUCUGAGUAACAACAGGGAACAGGGGAACUGUGGCGAGUCACUGCCUACUGAAUGUGAGCUGAUGACACUGCCUGGAGCGCUGGAGAUGAUCUUUAACCUGUCCUCUACUGUGGACAGCGCGGAGCAUGUCAAGGUUCUGGCUCAGACAACCGACCUGCUCCUCAAGUCGUCUCAGAAGCUCAAUAUGGAUGAUCAAGUAGCUGCCGGGUACAUUAUUGGGAAGCUGGCGAGGGCCAUGGAGCGUCUGUCGGAGAAGGGAGUGCGGUUUCCGGAUAUGAAACCUGCCGCUACAGCGAUUAUCGACACGGCGUCCACCCUGAUGGAAGCCGGCGUUCAGGAGGAGGUCACGCUGGAGGACCAGUCACACUUCCUCCCGCCCAGGAAACGCAAGGCGUACCGGGAAAAACUGGAGAAGGAGCGGCGGGAAAAGCAACAACAACUGUGGAAACUUGAGAAAGAGGUCAUCUCUAAACUGGUUGAAGAAGUCAACAACGUCGCCCAGGCUGUUUCCGCUACCCCGGACAUCCCUGGGUCAACUACCCUGGGAACAAGAUCAAUGCAGCUGGUGUUGGACACGGAAUCUGGGUCCGAGAUGGGAAACGCCCCAGUUUCCAUCCCGGCAGGACAAGUCAGGUUCCCGGAUGUAAGGGCCUUGUCUCCUUUUGCCGCCUCCCGUCGAAAUGUCGAAUGGAAGAUCACAGGUUUUACAGACAACCCGUAUGUGUGGGAUAGGUCAGCAGAGGACAUCCAGUCAUCUGUGGUGGACGUUACACUGGAGGAUGACUUAGGAAACGAGAUCCCUGUUAAAGACCUGUCAGAAGAAAUCACCAUCGUCCUGCAAAACAACCCGGAAAUAUUCCGAGUCGGUCAUCUGGUGAACUACAAGUACUACGACAACGCCACGAUGGUCCUGCGACAGUUCACAGCUCGCGAGAACCAGACGUUCGGAGUCACCCUGACGGUGCGGACUACCAGCUACAUCUCAUCAGCUAGGAUAUAUGGCAAGAUGGGCGGAGAUCCCAACGACACAGAUCACGACUUUAGCAAACUCCUGACUUCAGACGACUUUGACAUCUCGGGAACUGUGGGGAACCAGACCUUCACCGCUUUCUUUUUGAUCUUCGUGGGGAAAGUCAACAACGGAAGUGGACAGUACACGCUGGGGCUACAGAUAGACGAGUGCGAGGAGCAUGGAUGCAGUUACACCACAGACAUGGUCAGCAUGGGGUGUCUCUUCUGGGAUACAGACGAUGACACUUGGAAGGGGGAUGGCUGCAAGGUUAGCAGUAAGACUACUCGGGAACAGACUGUGUGCCUGUGUGACCAUCUGACUCCGUUUGGAGUGGAGAUCACCCGGGUUCCCAACAACCCACACGACACCCAAUCAGUAAUUCUGCCGGACAGGCCACUUACAUGCAGGGCUUGA
This is a messenger RNA of Branchiostoma belcheri (Belcher's lancelet), 1509 nucleotides long. Its product is annotated as polycystic kidney disease protein 1-like 2. Lineage: Eukaryota; Metazoa; Chordata; Leptocardii; Amphioxiformes; Branchiostomatidae. The record is from RefSeq and is a predicted model, not a curated record. The transcript is spliced from 10 exons. Bases 76 to 1509 code for a protein of 477 amino acids.